Zingiber officinale is the source of this 3049-nucleotide messenger RNA. Its product is annotated as homeobox-leucine zipper protein HOX12-like. Lineage: Eukaryota; Viridiplantae; Streptophyta; Magnoliopsida; Zingiberales; Zingiberaceae. The coding region runs from base 2392 to 3048 and encodes 218 amino acids. Gene Ontology annotation, biological process: positive regulation of DNA-templated transcription. Gene Ontology annotation, cellular component: nucleus. Gene Ontology annotation, molecular function: sequence-specific DNA binding; DNA-binding transcription factor activity, RNA polymerase II-specific. The transcript is spliced from 4 exons. The record is from RefSeq and is a predicted model, not a curated record.
CCUUCAUAGGUAAACCAAAUGCACAUGCACAACUUGUGCUUCACUGAGUCCUAUGGAACCAAUCUCAUUAUUGUUUGUUUGUCCAUUGCUAUGGACUUAACCCUUUUAUGAAGGCACCGGAUUCUGGAUAUCCAAGUAGGUCGCGCGUGCACAUCACAUCGUGAAGGCACAUCCCCUGAAAGAUGACAGCAAUGGCCUAAAGUUGGAAGAAGAGACAACGUGGAUAGCUCCAUUUCUAGGAGCCCACAAUACUACUCUUAGUCAUGCUAAUCCUCCUUCCAGCUAAAGUGAUGAGUUAUCCUCCAAAGUGACAGGGAGGAGAUAAGAUUUGCUUGUAUUGCAACAGGAAGGGAGAUGAGGGAAUAGGAAAACAAGAAGAGAGUGGCAGAGAUGUGGUUGGAGGAUAGGAACUACCUCAGAGAGGCAAGCCAGAUGCAGGGACGAAGUGACUGAUCAAAUGGGAGACGGCUCUACACCAUUAAUUAUUGCGAGAUUAAAGAAAAGCUUCUACAGCAUCAGGCAGGUCAAAUCAAUUAACCAGGCUGGGCAGGCAGGUCAAAUCAAGCUACUAGAGCAUGCAAACCUGAGUGCAAAGAUGAAACUGAGGCAUCAGCAAGCGUGCGCAGGGGAGGCUUCAUUCAAGUGGCUAAUGCUUAUCCUCUCCUAUAAGAUUAUGUCCGUUCUUGGCAUAUAAAGACAAGGUUUUUCCCAACUUUAGAUCUUGGAAGUUUAAUCCAAAUACGCCAAUUUUGCACGUGUAAUAGGUCACCGCCCCAUUAACCACGAGGAAGUGAGGUACAAAGGAAAAGAGUAAAGCAAUUAAUCGUGUUCGAGAAUAUGAAAUAUUGAGGGACGUGGUAUUUCUGUUGAUUGUUAAUUGACUCCGAGUUGAGAAGACUUGUUACCACAAUAGUGUCAUUGUCGAGUUAGGGAGAGAUUCUCUAGCGAUGAUCUUUCGACGUUCAAAUCAGUCAUCGGUGAGGUGGAAGCGGAAAAAGAAGCGAAUCGAAAGAAGCAGAGUAACAGUAAUCUUUUCAUACCUCCGUUGAAAUUUGGUGCUCUUUAUAUAGGGCUAUCGGGAGCGCGUGCGUACGUUUUUCGAGAUAUGUAUAUUUUUCGAGAUGUGCACAUUUUUCAAAACAUUCCUUGAAAAAAUAUAUCAUGAAAGUGUCUCCGACACUAUCUUAAUAAUCCGAACAUAUCUUUGAUAACAGUAGUUACAGUAAUCUUUUCAUACCUCCGUUGAAAUUUGAAGCUCCUUAUAUAGGGCUAUCGGGAGCGCACGUGCAUGUUUUUUGAGAUAUGCAUAUUUUUCGAGAUGUGCACGGCUUUCAAAGCAUUCCUUGAAAAAAUAUAUCAGGAAAAUGUCUCCGACACUAUCUUAAUGAUCCGAACAUAUCUUUGACAUGACAGUGAAAAUUUCCAUCGUACGAUCCUCUGUCCAAGCAUGUCGUCAACCAUGUUGUCUGUCGAUGACACGAGUUCUCACAAAGAUAUAGGCUGAUUCUCCUUUUGUAUGUUAGUGGAUCUAGCGGGAUGACCGCUCGGCUAGCCCUCAGCCGUCCGGAUGUCUUACCCUUGGGCCGAAUGGAGUGGUCGCUCGGCCAGCAUCUCACUGUGCGAACUCCGCUGUUGUGCUGAGAUAUAUCUGAGUGACUGUUCGGUUGUGCUCCCGUUUCGCCGAUUCUGAGAUUCGACUUAAAUCCGAGCGAGCUAGCUGCUCGGCGUGUGCCUCGCCAGCACAUGGUUGUCUGAGCGGCGGAAGUUCGAUACUCGAUCGAGCUAUGGUGACAUUGGGUUGAUAUUGACUUGGCUAUCCUUCAUCCCGGUCGAGUGAGUGAGUUGCCCAAUUGACCCGUGAUACAAGGACGUUGACCGUCCAAACUUUGACUUCCAACCCUGAGGGAUGAACUCUUAUCACCGGAUCAGCAAUAAUUAUAGCGAAGACUUUCAAUGCAUUGCCAUUAAAGAGUAAUUAGUCCCUGUUUGUUUAUAUACAGAGGAGAGAUGUUAGCCCACGGCUUGCAGCAAAAGGGGAGAAAGACGAUGGCUCACGAUUUGCAUUGAAAAGAAGAAGAACGUUGGAAAGGAGUCUAAGACUGUCCUUAAGUGCCAACAAAUUGUAAUGUUUCCGAGCGAUCGAGCAUGGCAUUCUUUCUGAUCUUGGCGUCGACAAAUGAGAUAAAAUAUAUAAAAUCACGUGAAUGACUGGCUCAUCCACUCGACUUGAUGAUAACAAACUAAGCAAUCCAGUUCCAUUGGAUGUGAUUGAUUGACAAAUGCAUCUUGAUGUCGUUCCAGCCUUCCUAGAAGGGUCUUGGUGUUCAACUACCACCUAUAAAUAAGCCUGGCGAGUUCGACACAGUAGCAUUUAGCAAACUACAGAAGAAGAUGAGUGAAGCGAGCAUGACCACUGUGGAAGAACAAGUGCUCUUCUCCUCCUCAGUCGGUUACCAGUUGCCUCUUCGAGCGACAGUAAGCGAGAGGACCCGGUUUCGCCGGAGGAGGAGGAAGGCGAACGAAGGUGACGGUGACGGCAGCGGAAAUAAGAGGAGGCUGAGCGAGGAACAGGUGGAGUUCUUGGAGAGGAGUUUCGCGGAGGAGAGGAGAUUAGAGACGGGGAGGAAGGACCGGCUGGCUGCCAAGCUCGGGCUGGACUCCAAGCAGGUGGCGGUGUGGUUCCAGAACCGGCGGGCGCGGCACAAGAGCAAGCAGAUGGUGGAGGACUACGCCAAAUUGAAGGCCGCCCACGACGCCGCCGUCGUCGAGAAAUACCACCUGGAAAACGAGGUGCUGAAACUGAAACAGAGGCUUGCGGAAGCAGAGGAGCAGAUAAGGAAGCACUCCCCGGGCGUGAAUGCAGCUCCCGACGACGCAGGCGUCGGUGAUGGCAGCCCGAGCUCAUGUUUCUCGAGCGUCCUCCCAUUUGCUGGGGAGUUCGGGGUGGGAGGAGGAGCCGAGCUCACGUACAUGCAUGACUUCGACUUCAACAGCUACAUGACCGUAAUGGAGUGGGCAGUUUGCAAUGAUCACUCGAUGGAAUUGUAAU